This is a messenger RNA of Toxoplasma gondii ME49, 3451 nucleotides long. RefSeq names its product nucleosome assembly protein (nap) protein. The record is from RefSeq and is a predicted model, not a curated record. The coding region runs from base 421 to 2859 and encodes 812 amino acids. Gene Ontology annotation, cellular component: nucleus; chromatin. Lineage: Eukaryota; Apicomplexa; Conoidasida; Eucoccidiorida; Sarcocystidae. Gene Ontology annotation, biological process: nucleosome assembly. Gene Ontology annotation, molecular function: chromatin binding; histone binding. The transcript is spliced from 3 exons.
AUUUACCGUUGGUGUUUUUUUCAAAGACAAGUUUCUGCGACUGAGUUCGUAGUAACUAUCUUCUGUCGGUGCUUCUUUAUCCAAAAAACCACAUUUGAGGUCCGCGUGGUGGCCUCGGGUGCGUUCACCGCUAAGAUGCAUGUGACCGAUUUUAUCUAGCAAUGCGCUAGCCGUCCGUCAUUUUUGUCACUGUCGAUUUUCGACUAUCCACUUUUCCGUUUGAUGACCUAGUGAUUGCUACUUCUCAGCGCUUUCCCCUUCGCUCCGGAAGAGAGGGAUUUUCGGAGCAGAGGAGUCGCAUACGUGGCACGUAAGUGGACUACAACGCGUAGCAGUUGAGCGCGGUGUCGGGGGUUUGCUACGAUGCGCGGAGACGCCGUGUGUGUGUAGGCGUAUGUGUGACACCUUGCAGUCAACAGUAUGGCACCUGAAGAGAAGAAAGGCUCGCGAAACAAACAAUUACGAAAGAAGGGGUCGGGCAAAGUGACCGUCGACGGUGACAAGCUGAGACAGAUGACCGAGGCUGAGGACGUCUUUGGAUCUACCAAUUCACCAACAAAGGAUGAGAAGAAAGGGGAAAAAAAUGCAGCCAGUCAGCUAGUGGCAGGUGCGUCCUCGGGAACAGAGGCAGCGGCGAAGCCGAGCCGCACUGGUGUUACGUUAGCUAAGACAGUAGAGGCAAAUGAGGGCGGGAGAAGGAAGGAUGAUGAGACUGUACAGGAAAAUGGUGAUCGCGGCAAGAAGGCGGGUGAGGCUGUGAAGGUGAAAGAGGAGGGCGGUAAGAAGGAUGACGAUGCUGUGAAAGCAAAUGAUGAUAGUGACAAGAAGGAAGAAGGGGCAACGAAAGCAAAGGAUGAUAGUGGCAAGAAGGAGGAAGAGGUAACGAAAGCAAAGGAUGAUAGUGGCAAGAAGGAGGAAGAGGCAACGAAAGCAAAAGAUGACAGUGGCAAGAAGGAGGAAGAGGUAACGAAAGCAAAGGAUGAUAGUGGCAAGAAGGAGGAAGAGGCAACGAAAGCAAAUGACGAUAGUGGCAAGAAGGAGGAGGAGGUAACGAAAGCAAAGGAUGACAGUGGCAAGAAGGAGGAAGAGGUAACGAAAGCAAAGGAUGAUAGUGGCAAGAAGGAGGAAGAGGUAACGAAAGCAAAGGAUGAUAGUGGCAAGAAGGAGGAAGAGGCAACGAAAGCAAAGGAUGACAGUGGCAAGAAGGAGGAGGAGGUAACGAAAGCAAAGGUUGAUAGUGGCAAGAAGGAGGAAGAGGCAACGAAAGCAAAUGACGAUAGUGGCAAGAAGGAGGAGGAGGUAACGAAAGCAAAGGAUGAUAGUGGCAAGAAGGAGGAAGAGGCAACGAAAGCAAAUGACGAUAGUGGAAAGAAGGAGGAUGAGACUCUAGAGACACAGGAGAGGUACAAGAACGAAGCAGGUAGGAAGGAAGUUAAGGCAGCUGUAUCAGAGGAAGAUCGGGCUGCAGGCGCUUCGGAAGAAGCCCGUGAGGCGUACUGUGAGUUGCAGAAGUCCAUUUCACAAGCACAGGAAGCGGAAAGCGAAUUUCGGGCUACCCCAGAAGGCAAGAGUAAGGAAGAGUCGCUGGUGUGUAUGGAAGAAGCGGAGGACGCUCUGAAGGCAGCACGAGACAAGGCGGAACAGAAGUCGAUAGCCGAGGUGAAGGCGAUCGAAACCGCUGAGACUGCUGCAGCUACGGGAGCCAAGAGAGAACUUGAAGUCGAGGUCGCGAAAUCGAGAGCGUCUGCAGCCGACGAGGCACCUGCGUUCCAGAUUCGAGUGACUCCUCCGGAUUCUUCGAAGAAGAAGGAUGAAAAUUCAGUACAGGAAGCUCUCUUUGCUGCAAUGGCUGCAGUAGGUCUUGGCGUCCCCGGGAGUCAAGAAUAUGAGAAGACUGCAGAAGAAGAAACCGUUCGUACCGCUGCAGGCGGCAAGGACUCUGCGGACGAAGGGGAAUCGUUAGCGCAGAGGAAGGUCGUGGCGAUUCUCGAAAAGAAUCAGGAUCGGGUGAGGCUCAUCGAGAGCCAGUUUCAAGAAGCAGUGAUUGUUCUGCGAGAGAAGUUUGACAGGCUGAUGGAACCGAUUUUUGAAGAGCGCGCCGCGAUCCUGAGUACGGAGCCAGAGGAAGAGACGCGGGAAAGUGGCGCCGGCGACUUAGCUGGAAGUGAUAAGCUGCCAGUUGGCACUCUCGCCUUGCCUGGUUUUUGGCUGCGCACAUUCGAACACAACAGCAUUCUGUCGUCCAUGUUGGGCGUCAGAGACAAACCCCUUCUUCUGUACCUGCGAAACAUCAGGCGAGUUCUUAACACGGAAAAGGAAGACGGGUUCUCCUUGGUUUUUGAAUUCGAUGAAAAUCCAUUCUUCACGCCGUGCACCCUUACGAAGACCUUCAAAAUGAAGCAAGACGAGGGUACAUAUAUUGUUUCGAGGACCGUCGGGACUUCUAUCGUUUGGAGGGAAAACAUGGAUGUGACGAAAAGCGCGGUUGUUCGCAAGCAACGCAAUGUGCGAACAAACAAUGUGAGGACCGUUCACGAGGAAAAACAUGAAAAGAGCUUUUUUUCAUUUUUCUGUGACAGUGUGGUUCCAGAAGACGACGAAUUGGAAGCGAUGAACGAGGAGGAGCAAAGUGAGAUUUUCGAGAAGCUAAAGUUGGAGUACGACGCCGGUGUUACCUUGAGGGACCUCAUAAUACCAUAUGCCCUUGAAUGGUACCUAGGAUCAGCUGUGGAGACUCUGGGCUAUGACGACAACGAAGAACCUGAAACCAGGCAGAGUGCGAAGGCUGACGACGCCUGCCGACGCAAAGAUGGCACGCAACAAGAGGAAGGUAGUUUUGCGUCGUGGUUUGGGUUCUAAUCAAGCGCAUUAGCUCAAGAGUCUUACUUAUGAGGGAAGCCGGCUGUCACCAGAAAGCGAGGGUGGUAUCUCACUCAUGUUUUGUCUGAGGUUUACGCCUUUGAAAAAGAAGUCAUGUCUUCGUUCACAGGUGCCUGGUUCAGUUAGCCACAACGCGUGGCCUGUUGACGUGAGUGAAAGUUCGUGGAAAUGGAACUAGUAUCAGGUGGUUUUUAAGAAACAUGUUCGAAGAGUUUCGCGCUAUAUCCUUUCGGAGGAGGCGCAUUCUAGAAUAGUCAUUGGUUCACUAUGAUGAAGACUUCUGUGGUUUAAAGGAUGCUGGCGUGUGUUCCUUGACUCUAUAGUCGUGACUACGCAUUCGUUCUGACGUAAUCUGGAAGAAAAACAGCGACACUAGCGCCAUGGAGAUUUUAGAAGCACCCAACAGCCAGUUUCGAGUCUGCACGAGUCAGCAGCAGUCCCGGUCGGUGCGCGGUAGAGUACAAGUUAUCCUGGUCAAAAUGGCUUUCGAUUCCAGCUCUUUCAAAUGUUUUCUUGUCUGAUGGUGUGAAAUCCAUGCGAUUACCGUAAACAGCUGUCUCCACGGUUUUUU